UAUGUGAGCAGUGUUUCUAGCUUCGUUUGUACAACAACAGAACUAUCUAGACGUGUUAGCUAAGAUUUUCUGACAUUUGAAGAUGGUUUGCGAGAAGUGCGAGAAGAAGCUGGGGCGAGUCAUCACGCCUGAUACCUGGAAAGAUGGGGCUAGAAACACAACAGAGAGUGGUGGUCGAAAGCUUAAUGAAAAUAAAAUGCUGACAUCAAAAAAAGCCAGGUUUGAUCCUUAUGGGAAGUCUGGAUUUGCCACAUGCAGAAUAUGCAAAAGCUCUGUCCAUCAGUCUGGUUCACAUUACUGUCAGGGAUGUGCUUACAAAAAAGGAAUUUGUGCCAUGUGUGGGAAGAAGGUUCUUGACACCAAGAAUUACAAACAGACCUCAGUUUGAUGGGAGAUUUGUCUUUAGCUGAGAUGGGGAUGUUUGUGGAUGUCUGUGUUGACUCUUCCAAGUGUUGAGAGAAUGAUUGUGUUGAGUUCACAAAAGAGUUUAGUUUGCUGCGUUUUGUGGUGCAAAAGGAGUGCUCUACGUUUAUGACUGUAUUUAUAUCAAAUAUUCAGUGGAAUUUCUCUCUCACUAAACAACCUUAGAGCAAUAUAGUGGCUUGUACUGUUUGGACAAUGUAGAUGCCUUUGAGUACAUUUGCUGGGGAACAUGUUUAGAAAAUGUUCUUAUUCAUGAUGACAGUGGUUAGGCCAUUUAAUAAAAAUAAGUUCUCUUCAUGGCAAUUUAUUGCGCUUUUUUACUUAUUUAGCCAUUGGGUCUUACCAAAGUCUAGACUUUGACUUGUAAAUUUGACCUCUUCCCACAAUUAAAAAAAAUAUGAAUGUAUCUAUCUUGUUUGAAGUUAUAUUUCCUCUACUGUUUUCAAGGCAUUGUUCACUAUUACAAAAUCUAAUGUAAAUAUGAAACGAAUAGACAGUGACAUACCAAUAUAAGACAGCUACAAGUUCAGUGUGCAGUUAUAUGUUUAUAGUCCGUUUCCAUUUCGUAUUCUUCUGCCACUGGUUCUUUUUGUCAACACUGUUUCAGAUGGUUACUGGAGAUCUGUUGUUUUCUUUUUUUAGUGAUCAUUUGGAAUUUCAUUUCUCUUGGACCCACAUAAUUGUAUAAUAGGGUUUAACUGUUAUGGAUGCUCUUAUUACAGUAUGUAUAUUUUUUGCCAUAUUUUAAGUGUGAGAAGUCACAACAUAGAAAUACUUAGAUUCUGUAUAAUGUAAUUUCCUUAAUAUCAAUUAAAUGAAGAAUUGUCCGGGACACCUACAUUUUUACAUCUGUAAAUAUUUCUUGACGAAUAAAAUUGUG
This is a messenger RNA of Sinocyclocheilus anshuiensis, 1303 nucleotides long. RefSeq names its product cysteine-rich PDZ-binding protein. Lineage: Eukaryota; Metazoa; Chordata; Actinopteri; Cypriniformes; Cyprinidae. Gene Ontology annotation, biological process: cytoplasmic microtubule organization. Bases 83 to 388 code for a protein of 101 amino acids. Gene Ontology annotation, cellular component: dendrite. The transcript has 5 exons. Gene Ontology annotation, molecular function: PDZ domain binding; microtubule binding. The record is from RefSeq and is a predicted model, not a curated record.